AUGGGUUCUUCGACGGCGCCACCGAGCCUCUCUCCGAGGAGGAGAAGAAAGCGAAUCUUGAGAAAGCCGAGGCAAAGGAAAAGGAGGCUGCAAAAGCCAAAUCUUCAACAUCCGAUGCGCCAUCCAACACCAACGGCAAGGGUGCCCCAGAGUCGCCGGAUGGAAAAGGUAGCGCUGCCGGUAGUGCUUUCGUCUGGCUCGGGGGGCAACGAUUCGGGGUCAAGCGGUGGCAAACGGGGGCGGAAGAGUGACAAGGCGCUCGCGAAGCCGGUCGUACCAGAGAUCUAUCCUCAGGUUCUAGCGAUACCCAUUGCCAAGAGGCCGCUGUUCCCGGGGUUCUACAAAGCUAUUACCAUUAAAGACCCCAACGUCGCUGCGGCGAUAACCGAGAUGUUCAAGCGGGGACAACCCUAUGUCGGCGCUUUCUUAUUCAAGGACGAGAACGCCGAUGACGACGUCAUCCGCAACGCCGACGAUGUCCACGACGUCGGCGUUUUUGCUCAGGUCACAAGCGCAUUCCCCAUGAACUCGCAGGGCGACGAGGGCGGAGGUCUGACAGCGAUUCUGUACCCCCACCGCAGAAUCCGGCUGUCUUCGUUGAUUCCGCCGGGAGCUGCCGAUGCUUCGAAGGCCGUUCCUGCCGCGGAACCUAUCCCCGAGGCUUCUCCCAAGCCAACAGAGGAGGCGGACCAGAAGGGAGACGUGGUAGCGAGCUUUGAGGAGAGCGCCGUCGAGCAGAAGCCCGAGACGCCCAAGAAGCUGCAUGAAGUGACUUCUUUCCUGAAGAAGUACCCGGUCAGCAUCGCCAAUGUCGACAACCUCACCGAGGAACCUCACGACCCCAAAAGCCAAGUGGUCCGUGCCGUCACGAACGAGAUUGUAAACGUUUUCAAGGAGGUUGCCAGCAUGAACAGUUUGUUCAGGGAUCAGAUCUCUACAUUUUCCAUCAGCCAGUCUGCCGGCAACGUCAUGUCCGAACCUGCCAAGCUCGCUGAUUUCGCUGCCGCUGUCUCCGCGGGAGAGCCUGCCGAGCUGCAAGAAGUCUUGGAGAGCCUAAACGUCGAGGACAGGAUGCACAAGGCGCUCUUGGUGCUUAAGAAGGAGCUCGCCAACGCUCAGCUUCAGUCAAAGAUUACCAAGGACGUGGAGAGCAAGAUUACGAAGCGCCAGCGUGAGUAUUGGUUGAUGGAGCAGAUGAAGGGCAUUCGACGGGAGCUCGGUAUCGAGUCGGAUGGCAAGGACAAGCUGGUCGAGAAAUUCAAAGAGAAGGCGGACAAGCUGGCGAUGCCUGAAGCAGUGCGGAAGGUAUUCGACGAAGAGCUCAACAAGCUAGCGCACCUUGAACCGGCCGCUUCAGAGUUCAACGUAACCCGAAACUACCUUGACUGGCUCACGCAGAUUCCGUGGGGGUUGAAGAGCGCCGAGAACUUCGAUAUCCGGAACGCCAUGACUGUUUUGGACGAGGACCACUACGGCCUCAAGGAUGUCAAGGAUCGCAUCUUGGAGUUCAUUGCGGUCGGGAAGCUGCGUGGAACCGUCGAGGGCAAGAUUCUCUGCUUCGUCGGCCCUCCUGGUGUGGGCAAGACGAGCAUUGGAAAAUCAAUUGCCCGCGCGCUCAACCGUGAAUAUUACCGAUUCAGCGUUGGUGGUCUGACCGACGUGGCCGAAAUCAAGGGGCACAGGAGGACCUCUUUCCUCGACCACUACAUGGACGUCCCUGUCGAUUUCUCCAAGGUCCUCUUCGUCUGCACCGCCAACAUGACCGAUACCAUCCCGCGACCGCUCCUCGACCGUAUGGAGGUCAUCAGGCUGUCUGGAUAUGUCUCGGACGAGAAGAUGGCUAUUGCUGAAAGGUACCUCGCGCCGCAGGCGCAGGAGCUUGCCGGCCUCAAGAAGGUCGAUGUACAGCUGGAUAAGGCGGCGAUCGAAGAGCUCAUCAAGUCGUACUGCAGAGAAGCGGGUGUCCGGAACCUGAAGAAGCAGAUCGAGAAGGUCUACCGGAAAUCAGCAUUGAAGAUUGUCCAGGACCUGGGUGAAGAAGCGCUGCCCGAAGCGGAGGCCCUUACAGACGAGGGUAAGGCGGCCCUCGAGGCAUCGGAAAAGGAGGGCAAGGCUCAAGAGGCCGGUAAGGAAGCAAGCGAAAACGAGACUACUGAGAAGCCUAGGCUGCCGCUCAAGGUCCCCGAGAGCGUGCAUGUCACCAUCGGCAAGGACAAUCUCAAGGACUACGUGGGACCCCCUGUUUUUACCUCCGACAGGCUCUACGAUGUCACCCCGCCAGGCGUCACGAUGGGCCUGGCCUGGACACAGCUCGGUGGCGCCGCCAUGUAUGUUGAGGCGAUCCUUCAAGCCGCCCUCAGACGGAGCAGCCGGCCGUCGCUCGAGAUCACGGGCAACCUCAAGACGGUCAUGAAAGAAUCCUCGACCAUCGCCUACUCGUUCGCCAAGUCAUGGAUGGCCAAGGAGUUCCCCGACAACCACUUCCUCGAGAAGGCCAAGAUCCACGUCCACGUCCCCGAGGGCGCCGUGCAGAAGGACGGCCCGUCGGCGGGUGUCACCAUGGCGACGUCCCUCCUCUCGCUGUCCCUCGACACUCCCGUCGACCCGGCCGUCGCCAUGACGGGCGAGCUGACCCUAACCGGCAAGGUGCUCCGCAUCGGCGGCUUGCGCGAGAAGACGGUGGCGGCGCGCCGCGCGGGCUGCAAGAUGAUCAUCUUCCCGCAGGACAACAUGUCUGACUGGCUGGAACUUCCGGAGAACAUCAAGGAAGGCAUUGAAGGCCGCCCGGCGAGCUGGUACUCGGAGGUGUUUGACCUGAUCUUCCCCAACCUGGACCGGGAGCAGGCCAACAAGUGUAAGAUUUGUGAUAACAAGAACGAAGCCGAUGAGAAGUCGGACGACGACAAAAGCGAUUAG
This is a messenger RNA of Chaetomium globosum CBS 148.51, 2916 nucleotides long. RefSeq lists its product as uncharacterized. The record is from RefSeq and is a predicted model, not a curated record. The coding region runs from base 1 to 2916 and encodes 971 amino acids. The transcript is spliced from 3 exons. NCBI's taxonomy places the organism in Eukaryota, Fungi, Ascomycota, Sordariomycetes, Sordariales, Chaetomiaceae. Gene Ontology annotation, molecular function: ATP-dependent peptidase activity; single-stranded DNA binding; serine-type endopeptidase activity. Gene Ontology annotation, cellular component: mitochondrial matrix. Gene Ontology annotation, biological process: protein catabolic process; chaperone-mediated protein complex assembly; mitochondrion organization.